GUGUGUUUUCAUAUAUACGCGUGUCGGAAUCGUCGGUUAUAGAUUGGCUCGCAGGUUCUGUAAAGUUAGGUUAGCUCUCCGCGACGAUCCAGUACCGCCAAGGCCUGUUGACACUUGUUUUCUGCUCUCUUAACGUGUUGUAUCGAGAGAAUCACCAUGAACGGCCAGAGCGACAGCAGCACCGAGACGAAGACCGCACCGGUCCGUCCGGUCCCCCCGGGCCUAUGCACCGGUGGGCCCCGCCACACCAUCGACGCCAUCCUCGGGCUCCACAUGCGGGGGCCUGGCCGUGACCUGGCGGGAAGACAUCCGCCGGAGCCCGACGAAGCUCUGGCGACGUACGGUGACGACGACGGUCAGGACCAGAGCGAAGCCCUGAAUCUCGUGGUGGACAUUCUCAACGCCAGCGACGACGAAAACCGCACCGUCAAACCGGUCACACACUCUGCCAACGGUUUCCCGUCCGCUCCGCAGACUCCAAACGGCAACGGCGCUGCUGAGACGGCCGAAGACGCGGACGACCGAGCAGAAGACGAGAAGACGCAGGUGGGAGAAGACAUGAAGAAGAAACACCGGCGGAAUCGGACCACGUUCACCACGUUCCAGCUGCACGAGCUGGAGCGCGCCUUUGAGAAGUCUCACUACCCUGACGUGUACAGCCGCGAGGAGCUGGCCAUGAAGAUCAACUUGCCGGAAGUGCGCGUACAGGUGUGGUUCCAGAACCGCCGUGCGAAGUGGCGCCGUCAGGAGAAGAUAGAAGCCCAGACCAUGAAGCUGCACGACUACCCCAUGGCGGCGCUGAACCACGUGCGGAACCCGGAGCGCGCCUCCCUGGCCGCCAACCUGCCCGUGGACCCUUGGAUGACGGCUCCCAUUGCCAGCGCCGCCGCCAUCUCCGGCUUCCCGCUCUCCCCGACCACCUCCAUAGCCUCCAACUCGGUCUUCGCGGCGUCGCUCCUGUCCUCCGCCACCCUGCCGGCUAUGUUCCCCAUAGCCUCGCUCCCGGACCUCACCAAAGUGGCCCCGGACAGCAGGAGCGCCAGCGUGGCCGCCCUCAGGAUGCGGGCUAGGGAGCACCUCGAGUCUAUGGGGAAGAUGUUUUCGUACUCAUGAGUUAGUUUGCAACUCAGGGGAGAGACAGGUAGACCCAAGAAAGGUUUCAACUACAGGAGGCAGGAACGAUUCAGAGGUAGCACAUGUUCGAAAGUAAAGUGGGCUGUGCCAUUUUGUGUUGUCCUUGCACGGACUCGGACAGGAUAUGUUACUCAGUACUAUGUAUUUGGUGUUUCUAUCCCCGUGCAAUCCUGUGAACAAGUGGCCUUGUGUGCUCUGUGUAAACUUAACUUAACGGUAGUCUCACUACUUUCUUUCCCUACCGCACUCUUUACUUUCCUGCCGAUCAUAAUCUUUCUUCACUCUUUCCUUCUUUUCCUCCACCUUUUCUGCAAUUUUUAUCUUUCUUUCUUUCUUUUUCUUUCUUUCUUUCUUUCUUUCUUUCUUUCUUUCUGUGAAGAGAAUUGUACAUUGUGACUAAAUUAUCUUAAUCAGAAUCAUGUAUAUUGUAAUAGGAAGUAUUCCUCCUGGAACUGCUGUGUAAGAUAUCGUGCCUUGGUGAUGUCGUUAUGACGUCAGUACUUGGUUGGGUCGUCUUCUCCAAGUCGUUUUUAUGUAGUUCAUAUGAAAGCAUGAAGUGCAAUAUAUUGUGAAAGACUUUUUGUUUGUUUGUUUGCUUGUUUGUUUGAAUAUUGCUUUAUCCUACAAUCAAUACGACAUAUAAGUGAGAAUCUUUGACAGAAAUACUGAUGUAACUGGUGUUUUGGACUUCUUCCUUCGAUUACGAUUCCAGUAGGUCCAAACACCUGACGAUAACGAAAGACACAUCGUUCCUGAAGUUGUUAAGGACAGUUUGUCUUUCCUUACAAGAGAGAAUUGAUGAUCUUAGAGACCAGUCCAAACUGCAUUACUUUACAACCAUCUGAUUUAACAUCACCCCGUUGAUCAAGGAUACUAGAGUUGAGGCCGGACCUCUGUAAAAUGUUUAUAAGCAGGCUUGAUGUCUUGCCAUUGGACGUAAAGAAAGAACUUACGACUUAUAUUGUCACUCAACCCGACACGCAGUUGAUGCUCAGCAUGCCCGCACGGACACAUUCGUCUGUUUCAUAUUUGGUGUUUAUCUCCUUUGUCCAACUGACUUAUUCGAAAUGUUGAUAUUUUGUGGUAGACUGUACCUCGUUUGUGAAAAUAGAAUGCAUGCACUAUCUAUUGAUUGUUAAAAGAAAUAUAUAUGGUUGGUUAUCUGUUUGUUUCUUUGUAUGUAUUUGCAUGGUUUGACCACUUUUGAGUAAUAAAGAUUUGACUU
Molecule: messenger RNA, 2359 nt
Organism: Branchiostoma floridae (Florida lancelet)
Lineage: Eukaryota; Metazoa; Chordata; Leptocardii; Amphioxiformes; Branchiostomatidae
Product: retinal homeobox protein Rx1-like
Exons: 3
Coding region: 157-1113 (318 amino acids)
Biological process (GO): positive regulation of transcription by RNA polymerase II
Molecular function (GO): RNA polymerase II cis-regulatory region sequence-specific DNA binding; DNA-binding transcription factor activity, RNA polymerase II-specific
Source: RefSeq, a predicted model, not a curated record